Messenger RNA from Xenopus laevis (African clawed frog), 3661 nucleotides. It is a transcript of the gene map2k7.L, whose product is annotated as mitogen-activated protein kinase kinase 7 L homeolog. The transcript has 12 exons. Gene Ontology annotation, molecular function: kinase activity; transferase activity; magnesium ion binding. Gene Ontology annotation, cellular component: cytoplasm; nucleus. The record is from RefSeq and is a predicted model, not a curated record. Gene Ontology annotation, biological process: response to stress; positive regulation of MAPK cascade. Bases 97 to 1398 code for a protein of 433 amino acids. Lineage: Eukaryota; Metazoa; Chordata; Amphibia; Anura; Pipidae.
UGUCACGAUCGCACACGUGUGCGCGCUACGAGCUGUCAGUCUUCCUCCGCGCAGGCGCCGUAAGAUGUUUGUUUAUUAUUAGUGCGCGGAUCGAAGAUGGCGGCGUCCUCCCUGGAGCAGAAACUCUCCCGUCUGGAGGCGAAAUUGAAGCAGGAGAAUAGGGAGGCCCGGAGAAGAAUCGAGCUGGAGAUCAGCCCUCAGCGGCCACGGCCCAUUAUUCUCAUCACUCUAAGUCCCACGCCCGCUCCAUCCCAGCGAGCAGCCUUACAGCUCCCUCUUGCCAAUGAUGGACAUUCACGUUCAGAUACCCCUCCCCAUCAUCAUCCUCAACUGACAGUUAGACCACGGACCUUUCUGAGCUUGCCACAGACCAACUACCUGACGCAGCGCAGUCUGGAGAGCAUUGAAAUAGACCAGAAGCUUCAAGAAAUUAUCAAGCAAACGGGGUAUUUAGGUAUUGAUGGGCAGAAAUACCCAGCAGAUAUCAAUGACCUGGAGAACCUGGGGGAGAUUGGCAGCGGGACUUGCGGUCAAGUCUGGAAAAUGCGGUUUAAGAAGACGGGACACGUCAUCGCAGUUAAGCAAAUGCGUCGCUCUGGAAACAAGGAGGAGAACAAGCGAAUUCUGAUGGAUUUGGAUGUUGUACUAAAAAGUCACGACUGUCCGUACAUUGUACAGUGCUAUGGUACCUUCAUCACAAAUACAGAUGUAUUCAUUGCAAUGGAGUUAAUGGGGACUUGUGCUGAAAAACUGAAGAAGAGAAUUCAAGGGCCAAUCCCGGAGGCCAUCUUAGGAAAGAUGACUGUGGCGAUAGUUAAUGCUCUAUAUUAUCUGAAAGAGAAACAUGGUGUUAUACACAGAGAUGUUAAACCCUCAAAUAUCCUACUUGAUGCCAGUGGGCAGAUCAAACUGUGUGACUUUGGAAUCAGCGGGCGCCUUGUGGACUCCAAGGCAAAGACGAGGAGUGCAGGCUGUGCUGCUUACAUGGCGCCCGAGCGAAUUGACCCUCCAGAUCCAACCAAACCAGACUAUGACAUCCGUGCAGAUGUCUGGAGUUUGGGAAUAUCACUGGUGGAGUUGGCCACCGGGCAGUUUCCCUACAAAAACUGUAAGACUGAUUUUGAGGUUCUCACCAAAGUUCUCCAAGAGGAGCCGCCUGUACUCCCCCACAAUAUGGGCUUCACCCUGUUAUUUCAAUCAUUUGUUAAGGACUGUCUUACUAAAGAUCACAGAAAGAGGCCAAAGUACAAUAAGCUGAUGGAGCACCCAUUCCUGCGUCGGUAUGAGACAUCUGAAGUAGAGGUUGCCUCAUGGUUUCAGGAUAUCAUGGCUAGGACAGAAUCCCCCAGGAGCAGCACACUCCUCAGCCCCCAAAACCUGCCAUUUUUCGGCAGGUAGCAUCUAGCACGGGAGGGGAGGACAGCCCCCUCUCCCAGCCAUAUCUGGAGACCUGGCUUUCUGAGACUUAAUAGUAAAAGAUUGUGCUGUGUGGGGUGACUGACCAUAUGGAUGUCUGCUCCUCCUGCCUCACAAGGUCUUCAGUUGAUAGGCUCCCACUUUUAUUCUGUCCUGAUAUUCAUCUACGUGAUGGGGUUCCUCCCAUUUUAUUAUAAAGCAUCGAGUAUUGAGAUAUUCAUCAUCUAUUGGAGUAACAACGGCUCAUUACUGCCCUCUAUUUAGAGACUCUGCAUCAGAGUUGGAGGUUGCCAUUAGGACCCUAUUUAUCUUUGCCCAUGUGAAAUUGUGCCUGACGAUGAGAUUCUGUAUAACUCGCUGACUUCCUCGCAGUGAGGAGACUCAAGCCGCUAUCGUAGUGUGACUGUUGAAGGCCCUUGCCUUUUGUUUCUGUACUUGGAUAAAGUUGUAUGUGUUUCAUUGAGCCAGACAAGCUGUUAACCCCCUUUAUAUAAAUCUUAAUCGGUGUAGUUGCUAUAUUUUCACACCUUACACCAGCACAUCCUUGUAGCUGAGAAGCACAGUAUCAAGAGCAGAACGUUGUCUGCCUAUGGCUGGUUGUCCGCUUAAUAUGGGGAGGUGACCAUUCGAAGCAUGUUUAGAGGGCGGCAAGUUCAAAUGCAUCGUUCUUUGCACUAAUUACCCUCAGCGUGUUGAAGAGAUUGCAAAGACUUUUUAACUAGAGCUUCAGAAGGAUACACCUAUAGACUUAUUUACACGUAGUUCAAGGAAUGAGUAGCCUUCCACUCCCUGUGAUUGAAACCAACGAUUGUGAAGAUGUUUGUUUGCCAUGGGUGUAUCAAUCUUCAAACUAAGAAAGCUCAACCGCUGUGGGAGAUAGAACUGUCGGUCCACCAGCCUCUAGGACAGGGAUCCCCAACCUUUUGAACCUGUGGGCAACAUUCAGAAGUAAAAGGAGUUGGGGAGCAACACUAGCAUGAAAAAUGUUCUUGGGGUGCCAAAUAAGUGCUGUGAUUGGCCACUUGGUAGCCCCUAUGUGGAUUGUCAACCUACAUUGAGGCUCCGUUUCGCAGUGCACCUGGUUUUUAUACAACCAAAACUUGCCUUCAAGUCUGGAAUUGAAAAAUAAGCUCCUACUUUGAGGCCACUGGGAGCAACAUCCAAGGGGUUAGAGAGCCACAUGUUGCUCACAAGCUACUGGUUGGGGAUCACUGCUCCAGGAUGAAGGCUCAAUGUGCACUUACACUCAGCAGGGUGAAGGACUUUGAGAAAGAGAUGCUGAUCAUGGAAUCUGGCCUUGGUUGCUCCUGCUUGUAGGGCGUGCCAGUUAUACAAGUUGUGUUCUUGGCACUAUCGUCGAAUCAUGGGUGAAGGAAAAAAAGUCUCAAAGAUGACUGCAGAUGUUUUAUUUUUUUUUUACCGGGUCUCUGCAAUGAACGAACACUCCGUGCUGCCACCUGGGGAUCCAAUAGACCUAAAGAGGGUAAUGGAAAGUGGGGAGGAUGUUUUCUCCUAUGCUGGAGUAUGGAUAGAAAUGUCCUAUCAUAAAGUCCAAUACAAAAACAGGCAAGGUGCCAUUAGCUGGUAUGGUAAGAGACCAGGAAGAUCAAGCAUGUGAAUAACCGAACAAAGGAGCGACACUGUUCUUUCGGGCUGGUGCUAAUGAAGGGGAAAGUAUGUGUAAGUGGGACAAGGUUGUUGAAUGAUACCACUGUGAGAGACAAAGAGUGGGAGCUCAUAUGGAAAUAUGGUGCUGGGAGAUAUUCGAUAAGGUGCUCUGCAGUGGAUCGUGUCGAGAGAUGCUCUCAGGAGUCUUCCAGCGGAGCAGUUAUGGAGUGAUGCUGCAGGGCUGUUUAUAAGUGCGACUAUAGAUGCAGUUUUAAUGCAUUAUCCGUUAAAUAAAUGUCAGAUCAAUAUGUGACUGCCCCCCCCCUUCCUGUGUGGGAGGCGGUGCUAGGGUUGCAAAAGCAGGUGGGAGGACUCAACAAGACUGUACCAAAGCUAAAUGGUGGAAAAUGGGGGGAGUUUACAAAGGGGGAUUUCCCACCGGUUUUAAUGUCUGUAAUUAUAUUGAUGCAGCAGAUACUGCUAGUCCGCGUUGGAGUGUGGGUGUAUGUGCGUGUGUGUGUAUUUCAUUUUCUCCUCCCCCGCUUUAUUAUAUCCUCUCUACUAUUCCUGUUGCAUGGUGUCCGGAUGACUCCUCUGCGGAUGGGGUCUCAUUUGAAAUAAACUCUGCUACAACAUU